Molecule: messenger RNA, 2878 nt
Organism: Cajanus cajan (pigeon pea)
Lineage: Eukaryota; Viridiplantae; Streptophyta; Magnoliopsida; Fabales; Fabaceae
Product: serine/threonine-protein kinase Nek2
Biological process (GO): protein phosphorylation
Molecular function (GO): ATP binding; protein serine/threonine kinase activity
Source: RefSeq, a predicted model, not a curated record
AGUUCUUUUACUUUCCCUCGGUUUCUGCUUCUUUUCGCAAAACAGGAAACAAGAGCGUCGUAAUAAUUACUCUCGUUUUGUUUACCGGGAAAAAAAAAAAUAUCAGUCUCGUUUUAAUUUCACCCAUCAUGUUCCCUCCUUCACUCCCAUUCAUUCCCAUUACUCUCUCUCUCUCUUGCAUCGUGGCAAAGUAAAACUCUCUCCUCACGAGACACUGGUUUCUCUCUCUCUCUCUCUCUCUUUCUCAACCAAGUUGUUUAAUAAAUAAUACUACUGCAAUGCAAUCUCUCUCUAUAUUUGUCCUUUUCUUUCUCUGAACGAGAAUGGCGAAGGAGCUUCUUCUGCAACUUCGUCUGCUGCUUCUUCUUCCCGAACAACGGUGUCGUUUUGCAGCUCCUCCGCCAAUCUUCUGCUUCGCAUUCUCCGCUUUGUGACUCCUCUUCCUUCUGCAUUUUCGAUCCCUCCGAUCCGUUCAACUUCAUCUUGCUUCUCACAUCCACCGACUCACUCAACUCAGGCCUUGAUUCGUCGCUUGUAACGCUUAUUUGGAUACAUGUUUCUGUUACUGCUUAAUUAUUGCAGAGCCUUGUGUUUUCGAGAAAUGUAGGGGUGGAAUUCUCUUACUAAAUUGAUGACAUGGAGCAGUAUGAAGUACUUGAGCAAAUUGGAAAAGGUGCUUUUGGUUCUGCUCUUCUUGUGAGGCACAAGCACGAGAAGAAAAAAUACGUGCUGAAGAAGAUUCGCCUUGCUCGUCAAACCGAGCGCUCUCGUAGAUCUGCACACCAGGAGAUGGAACUCAUUUCUAAAUUAAGAAAUCCAUUUAUUGUGGAGUACAAAGAUUCAUGGGUAGAAAAGGGUUGCUAUGUCUGCAUCAUUAUAGGUUAUUGUGAGGGAGGAGAUAUGGCGGAAGCUAUAAAGAAAGCUAAUGGUGUCCUAUUUCUGGAGGAGAAACUUUGUAAGUGGCUCGUUCAACUUCUUAUGGCUCUUGACUACUUGCACAUGAGCCACAUUCUUCACCGUGAUGUCAAGUGUUCAAAUAUCUUCCUAACAAAAGAUCGUGACAUACGUCUCGGUGAUUUUGGACUUGCCAAAAUGUUGACUUCAGAUGAUCUUGCUUCCUCCGUUGUGGGAACUCCUAGCUACAUGUGCCCUGAGCUCCUUGCUGAUAUACCUUAUGGUUCUAAAUCAGAUAUUUGGUCCUUGGGAUGUUGUAUAUAUGAAAUGACAGCGCAUAAGCCUGCAUUCAAAGCAUUUGAUAUACAAGCAUUGAUUAACAAGAUUAACAAGUCCAUAGUCGCUCCACUGCCAACAAAAUAUUCUAGUUCAUUUCGAGGUCUUGUUAAAAGUAUGCUGCGGAAAAAUCCAGAGCUUAGGCCCAGUGCUUCAGAGUUGCUUGGGCACCCUCAUCUUCAACCUUAUGUUCUUAAGGUCCAUCUCAAAAUCAAUAACCCCAGGCAAAGCACAUUGCCAGUUCAUUGGCCAGAAUCCAACUACAUGAAGAAAACUAGAUUUUUGUUGCCAGAAGAUGAUCCUGUUUCCAUCUAUAGGGAUAAGCGACAUUCUUUCAGCAAUGACCGGACACUAAAGCCUAGUGUAUCUGGAUUUGAUCAAGAUUCUGUAUGCUCCACCCUAGAAAUAGAUUGUACUCCUGACUAUUUGAAUCAAAGGUUAGCAGAACUACGUAUUGGAGAUAGCCAUGAAGUGAAGUCAAUCCAGAAGCCUGCUGUUUCCAGAACUUCUAGCUUUACUAAGACUCCAAGAUUCACUUCCUCAAAAGCCUCCACCACCAACAAGAAAUCAGUGGAAUCCUCAAAGAAUCGCAAGGCGCUUCCUCUUUCGCACAAUACCACAAAAUCUGCUAAUACUAGUCGCAGAGCAUCAUUUCCACUGCCAGCAAAGGGUGGUGUUCGGCAGCCUCCUUGUAGGCCCAACGUCAGUUUGCUUAGUCACGUAUCUUCACCAGAUAUCUCAGUCAAUUCUCCACGAAUUGAUAAGAUAGCUGAAUUCCCAUUAUCUUCAUAUGAAGAUUCUUUGUUUCCCAUCAAUAGAACAUCAUCCCGUGCACAAGGUUCCUCAGGCUUCGCAUCUCAUGGCAACAAUUCGACUGUGAUAGACAAAUGCACGGUAGAGGUAUAUGAUAGAGCCUCUAAGGCUGGUUGUAUGGAUGCUUGGCAGGGAAUCAAGCAGAGCAUGUUAAAGGAAAUUGAUGAGGAUAAAAGUGGUUCCUCUGAUCAAAAUGCAACAGCAGGUGCUUCAAGCCACACCUCUUCUGACUUGCGCCGUCGACAAUUUGAUCCAUCAUCAUUCCAGCAAAGGGCUGAAGCUUUAGAAGGGUUACUUGAAUUCAGUGCAAGAUUGCUACAGCAGGCAAGGUAUGAUGAACUAGGGGUUCUGUUGAAACCAUUUGGGCCUGGAAAGGUUUCCCCAAGGGAAACUGCUAUCUGGUUGAGUAAGAGCUUUAAAGAGAACACUUUUAACCCGGAAGAAUCCCUGUAAUCUGCUAUAAUGUUUACCGUAGUCAUUUUUAGUGUUCAGUGUUUUUUCUCACACGAGAGGACUUAGCCAGCUGAUUAUUUAGGUUAUAACAUUUUUUUCAUUUAGCCUUUUCUGUUUCCCUUCAAUGAAUAAUGAUAACUCAAAUUUUCAAAAUGAUCCAUGAAGCAGAUGAUAGACAUUUUCACGAUCCUAAUCCUUAUUACUCGCCACGAAAGGAAGCGAAGGUUGGUGUCUCAAAACCCUUUUUUUAUAUUCUUGUAUUUUGUUGGCGCUUUUCUUUGAUUGCAUAGACUAUACUCUACCUCAGUUAAAUUUGAAUGCAAAAGUGUCAGGUUUUGGCCUUGAAUGUAAAAAUUCAUAAAUGCAAUGACCAUAUUAAUGA